Cylicocyclus nassatus is the source of this 1662-nucleotide messenger RNA. Lineage: Eukaryota; Metazoa; Nematoda; Chromadorea; Rhabditida; Strongylidae. The record is from the annotation of a GenBank genome assembly.
AUGGCUUUCGUCUUCAAUGUAUUUGUAAACACUCAAAGUAGACUGAACUGUACCUGCUCUUCUUCGCUUAUUACAAAUGUUUCUUUAUCGCAACAUGCUAUAGCUGAACUUGGUCGUCUCUCGCCGGAAUACGGAACGUUCAGACAACUUAAUGCCUCUACAUUCUAUCCGGACAUUAAAGCAAAAGUUUUCAAAAUCGAACGCAACAACGCAAGUGAAAUCUAUAAUAAAGAGAUCGCUUCAUGGACAUUUUACAGUAAGGUCACGCUAUUAUAUGAAAACUUCGACAUCGACGUGAAAGCUAUGACGCAAUAUCGCAUCGCCACACUACUAAAUCCGCCUUUCGUACAGUUGACCCGCAAUCCCAAAAAGCCUUACGAAGGCUUUUGCAUUGAUCUCAUUGAGAUGAUUAGCAAAGAGCUGAAUUUCACAUAUGCUAUAUACGAGGUGGAGGAUGGCUUAUUUGGCGUGCCCGAUCUUGAUGGUAACUGGAACGGUCUCAUCGGUGCUUUGGUAUCGGGAUCCGCCGACAUUGCCUUGGCAUCUUUGAGUGUAACGGCUGAACGCGAAAUCGCUGUUGACUUCACAAUACCCUACUACAAGACCGUUGGUGGUGCAAUUUUGAUGAAGAAGCCAAUUAUGCAAUACUCGCCCUUCAGAUUCAUGCAGGUUUUGGAAUGGCCCGUAUGGCUUUGCAUAGCAGCUGCAUACCUAUUAUCAAGCAUUACUCUGUGGCUAUAUGAAAAAUUCAGCCCAUACUCGUGUACGAACAGUGGAAACAGGAGCAUUAGUCACUUACAAAUGCGCGUGUUCACACUCAAAGAAUGCCUGUGGUUUUGCGUGACAUCCUUGACUCCGCAAGGAGGAGGAGAAACUCCAAGAAAUUUGUCUGGAAGAAUUGCGGCUGCGACAUGGUGGCUGUUCGGAUUUAUUAUCGUUGCUUCGUACAGCGCAAAUCUGUCAGCAUUCUUAACGGUAGCCCGAAUCGAACAGUCCGUACGGUCGCUAGACGAUUUGGCCAACCAGCACAAAAUCAAGUACGCCCCAGCGAAAGCGAGCUCAAUGUACUCAUAUUUUAAGAGUAUGGCUGAAAUCGAAGAAAAAUUUUACAGCAUUUGGAGAGAUAUGGCAAUAAAUGAGAGCAUGACUCGUGCCGAGUUUCCAGUAUGGGACUAUCCUAUAUCAGACAAGUACACUAAGAUGUGGAGGUUCAUGCAAGAGUCCAAGUUUCCGAAAGAUUUGAAUGAAGGCAUAAAUCGAAUUCUUACUUCGGAUGAAGAGUUCGCAUUCAUUGGAGAUUCCACAGAAGUAAAAUUUGCAGCUCUCACAGAUUGUCGGUUGCAAGUAGUCAGUACGGAGUUCUCUCGCAAACCUUUUGCUGUUGCACUUCAAGCGGGACACAGCCUUAAAGAGAAAAUGAGCGGAGUCAUCAGAAAGCUGAUGAUUGAUAGAGUUCUUGAAGCUCUCGAAGAGAAAUGGUGGAACGAAAAUCCUGAAAGAGUAGUUUGUACGGAAAAAAACUACAAAGAUGGGAUGGACAUUCUUGAUGUAGGAGGAGUGUUCGUUGUUAUCCUAGCAGGCUUCGUUCUAUCGAUGGUCACAUUCACCAUUGAGUAUUCUUUGCACAGAAAAAACAAUGCCAAAAUUGUCGAACAUCAUUGA